Messenger RNA from Temnothorax curvispinosus, 1069 nucleotides. Its product is annotated as zinc finger E-box-binding homeobox 2-like. The transcript is spliced from 2 exons. Gene Ontology annotation, biological process: regulation of DNA-templated transcription. The coding region runs from base 16 to 591 and encodes 191 amino acids. Gene Ontology annotation, molecular function: DNA-binding transcription factor activity, RNA polymerase II-specific; RNA polymerase II cis-regulatory region sequence-specific DNA binding. The record is from RefSeq and is a predicted model, not a curated record. NCBI's taxonomy places the organism in Eukaryota, Metazoa, Arthropoda, Insecta, Hymenoptera, Formicidae.
AAUGAGAUAAUUAUUAUGGGAAUAACUCGUUCCAUAAUUUUGAAUUCUACAUUACAGAACAAAUUACUAAAGCGUUUCGUCAGCGUAACAGAGAUGCCCUUAUCUACCUCGAUUAUCUACUUUGAGCUUCUUGAUAACGUUGCAUGCCGUUCACUCGCACUUGGCCUCGAUAUCAAAUCAAAUGGCUGCGACGCGACGCGAUCUCUUGGAGAGGACCUGCAGCUGGAGGAAUACGACGCCCUGUGGAUGCUGGAGCGGAAGGCGCGCAGCAUCGGCCAGGACAGCCAGGAGUCCCUUCCGUUCCCGAGCAAGUCGUACUCGCCGUCGAAGAUGCACGACACUUUAGGGCCCGGCGGCGAUUAUUCGGCUGUCCCGGUGUACGGCGGGGACUCCUACGCGCCGAUGCUACAGACCCACUACGUUUGCACCAAUUGCGGCAAGAAAUACAAAUGGCUGGACAGCCUGAAGAGGCACCAGAGAGUGGACUGCGGCAACAAGGAGAAGAAGUUCUCCUGUCACGCGUGCGAUCGGAAGUUCAAGUAUCGAUACGAAUUACGGAACCAUAUCACCGCGCAUCACCGGGGCGGGUGAUUUUUCUCUAUAUAUGGACGUGUGAUUUUUUCGAAGGAAAAAAGUUCGCGAAUUAAAAGAACGUGACCUGAUUUAAGCUCUGUGAGUCGUGACGUCUCGUAACGGACGGUCAAAAUAUUUGUGAUCAAAGCUCGAUUUAUCAGCAAUAUGUCGUUAAAGAUAGAUUUUUCGAAAAAUGACAUUUGCUCUCGAGGACAUUUUCCGUUUGUAAGUUAGAUGAUGAUAAGGAAAUAUAUUAGAAAUUAUUUAUUUAUUAACGAUUCGUUACGAGAACGGACAUUAUGAUCUCUCGUCUUACUGUGUUCCACAAAAAGUCAAAUGUAAUGAAAUAAUUAGGAAUCAUUACAAGUUAUUUCUAUAUUGAACUUGCUUUAAACUUUUCCAAUAUUAUUAUAUUUUAUUCAUUAUUGAAAUUUAAAAUUUAUUAAAAGUUAUAAGAUUUGGUUUAGUUUCUGAAAACUGCGAAACAAUAAGUUAU